AUGGAAGAUGAAAAUAAUAGUUCUAAAACUUCCUCAACCUUCAUAUGGAACAACACGAAAAAUGCAUUUUGUAAUUUUUUAAAAAUUUUCAAAUGCAGCUCAUGCAAUUCAAAAGAAGUUCUUUUCAUGACAAAAUGCUGUAAAGAGUUGAUGUGCUUAUCCUGUGAAGAUCGAAUUGAAAAAUGUAGGAAUUGUGACAAAGAGAAGUUAUCAACGAAGUUAAACGACAUCGAUGUUACUUUAAAAUCAUGCAGCAUUCUGUCUAAAAUAUUAAAUAUUGAUAAUAAAUUUGCCACACCAUCAACCACAACAACAUCAUUACCAAGAGCUGCUGCAACAACCAGGUCAUCAAAACGAAAAUUAAACUCCAGUUUAUCUACCGUUGACCGUUACUUCAGCAAACAGACGACACCAAAAACACUAAAUACUAAUGAUUCGUUGCUAGAAGCCAAAAAGAUUAAAAUUGAAUCUGGAAUCGUCGCUCGAAAAUCGCCAAUCGAGAACGACAGUAACGAUAAUAAGAUGAGCAAUAAACUAAAUAUGACAACCCCUUGUAACAAAAGUUUAACCAAGAGACUAAAUAAGAGAAACAAUAAAGGCGAAACUGCGUUGCAUGUUGCUUGCAUCAAGCACGAAGCCUGCCACCACGGCCACACGCUGAUAGUGGAGCAGCUACUGAUGCACUCAGCGUUCGUGGACGAACCAGGUUACGACGACUACACGCCACUACAUGACGCUGUUGAACAGAAUCAACAGGCCUGUGCUCUGCUGCUGCUGAAGUACGGGGCUGAUGUCAAUAAGAGAACCAGUUCAGGCCAUGCAGCUUUUGAGUUAGCCAAGUGCUCAGAGAUGGAGGGAACAUUAUUGAAUCAUAAGAAUAAUAACAACGGCGAUAACGAUAAUAAUAAUAAUAAUAAUAAUAAUAAUAAUUAUAAUAAUAAUAAUUAUAAUAAUAAUUAUAAUAAUAAUAAUUAUAAUAAUAAUAAUAAUAAUUAUAAACAAAUAAUGACGUCAUCGCCGUCGUCAUCGCCGUUACCAUCGUUCCAGCCAAUAGGAACGCCGAAACAUCGUCCCCAGCAUCGUCUGGUCAUAACUUGCUCCGGAUUCAGGUCAGGUAUCAAGUCGUGGAUCUCGAAAAACGUUGCCGAUCUGAAUUGGACUUUCAAAGACGAAUUCGAUGAAACUGUCACGCAUCUGAUUCCGUCGACCAAUGAGAAGAGGUUAUGCGUUCGAACGAUGAAGUACAUGAGUGCUUUGAUACUUGGGAAAUGGAUUGUACACCUAGAUUGGUUAGAGGCAUGCAGUAAAAAUAAUGGAUGGAUUGAAGAGUCUGAUUAUGAGAUAAAUGGAUGCUUCAUUCAUCCAGAUCCGUCCAUCCUUCAUAGAUCCAGGAACAGCACGGCGUUACAACUUCCGAAAUUAUUCAAAGGCGGGAAUUUUUACUUAUCCCCAAAGUUGCCAACGUCCAUAAAAUCCGAUCUGACCUCAUUAAUAAAAUAUGGGUCAGGUAAAAUAUCACUUAGAGCCGCCAAAUUAAAACUAGAGGAAUUAGGCCAGGAUGACGGCGAAUUUGGUCAAGAUGAAGAUUCUAAUAACAAUAAUAAUAAGAAGAACGAUAAUAAUAAAAUUAGCACUAAUAAACGCAGUAGUAAUAAUAAUAAUAAUAAUUCUUUGAUUAGAACGGCCGCCAAAAAAUCAAAAAUGGAGAAAAAUAAGGAAAGAAAUAAAAAAGACGAAAGCACGAAAAAUAAUAACAACAACAACAAUAAUAAUAACAACAACAACAAUACAAACUCCUUCAAAAUAAUGAACAAGAGAUUGUGUCACGUGACACCGGCUUGGAUUUUCGACUGUGCCUCGAGGCUGUGCAUUUCGCCCUGA
Molecule: messenger RNA, 1881 nt
Organism: Helobdella robusta
Lineage: Eukaryota; Metazoa; Annelida; Clitellata; Rhynchobdellida; Glossiphoniidae
Exons: 12
Coding region: 1-1881 (626 amino acids)
Molecular function (GO): protein binding
Source: RefSeq, a predicted model, not a curated record